GUAAAAGCAAGGGUGGACUAAGCGUCGUAGGCCCAGCCAGAGGAGAGAGUGAAAGGAGAGAGUGAUUGCAUAUCAAUUCAACUUUUGGAAUCAAUCUGAUGUGGAAGGUUGGAGAAAGUUAACCAUCGUCAAACGAAUCUUUGUCACAUUGCGAGAUUGACAGGUGUGAAUAAGUUUCAAGCUCCGAUUCAAAGCAAUCAAGGAAAACAGUCACGACAUCACAUACCGACCGACUACCAUCAACAAACCUCACAUACCAAUCGACACCUACAUAGAAGACGAUUGAUACGAAAUAGUGAAAUAAUGCCACGACCUGUCGCUUCUACGCCCCAUUUGGUCUGGGCAGCCGGACACUUUCUUGUCUUCUUGUCCGGAUUACGAUUCCUUCUCGGAGUGAUCACCUUCAAUACACCCAAUUUGAAACAUUGGUAUACGCUAGCAUACCUUGGUGCGAUUGUCAGUUAUGGAGUUGUGGUAUACAAAAGCUUUGGAGUUCCACAAAUGAAUAAAGCAUACCUACAAAGAGCGGCAUUUGAUGAAAACGUUCAAUAUUUGUUGUUGGCCGUUUAUUGGUGGUUCAAUAAACCAAUCUUUGUGACUUUGAUUCCUUAUGUCACUUUUUCUCUCUUUCACGUUUUGACAUUCGUUCGAACAACGGUUAUCCCGAUGGUCUUUCCGCAUUCUUCAACCACAUCUUCUCGUUCUUCUUCGGCAGAAGGUUCAUCAUCAUCUACCAGCGCAAGCGGCACAGCAUCAUCUGCAGGAGCCAAUUCUCCACCUCCAGCAAAAACGGCAAAGUUUAUUCAAACAUGGGUCAAGGCAAACUAUGAUCCGGCAAUGCGAUUCGUUGCCUAUUCCGAAGUAGCAAUCUUUGCACGAGUUCUAUUUGGAGCAAUUCUGUUCAAAAACAGCUUGUUGGCACCUCUAUUUUACGCACACUUUUUACGAUUGCGAUUCUAUAUGAGCAGUUUCACUCGUGGCGCAUUCCAACAUGUCGGUAGCGUUUUAGACGGAUAUACCCAACAUCCAAGCUGUCCACCUGCUGUCAGAAGGGGGUACUUGAUGUUGACAGAUUUGAUCUCUCGUUAUGCAAGCACCGUUCUUUCUGUUCAAAAUCAAGGAGCUGCUGCUGGGGGAGCAAACGGGGCUGCAGCACCUCAAGCUGGACAAAGACGUCAAUAAGCUCUUCCCGCAAAGAGAAGAAGGGACAUUGGAUCGUCAGGGCUAGCUAGCUUCCUUGACACCUGUCCUAAGAAAAUUGUACAAAAUCCAAUCAUUUUGGAAACACACAUGCUCCGUCUUUCUCUAGCAUUCAUGAUUUUCUUUCUUUUUUCCUCGUCAAGGUUUCAAGUGGGAACUGCUACUUGCAUGAGAAUUUGUCGCUUUUUCUCAUACUUUCCUUUGUUGCGUUUCUCCGUCUCAUCCUACCUUUUCCACAAUCUUGUACCCAUACUUUACCAUUCAUCAUCAUGACCCGUACUUUAUCUUUUGCAUGCGCUUUGUCGCACUCAUAAAUACGGGCUAUGCCUUGAAAAGUACUCUAGCAAGAUGCACCUACGAGGUAGAUUUUCUGUAUCACAAAAUCAUAAAAGAAUAAUCAAUGAUCAAAACUGUUUUGCAU
Molecule: messenger RNA, 1621 nt
Organism: Meira miltonrushii
Lineage: Eukaryota; Fungi; Basidiomycota; Exobasidiomycetes; Exobasidiales; Brachybasidiaceae
Exons: 2
Coding region: 304-1182 (292 amino acids)
Biological process (GO): membrane organization; endoplasmic reticulum tubular network organization
Cellular component (GO): membrane; endoplasmic reticulum
Source: RefSeq, a predicted model, not a curated record